Molecule: messenger RNA, 705 nt
Organism: Orycteropus afer afer
Lineage: Eukaryota; Metazoa; Chordata; Mammalia; Tubulidentata; Orycteropodidae
Product: olfactory receptor 1044
Exons: 1
Biological process (GO): sensory perception of smell; G protein-coupled receptor signaling pathway
Cellular component (GO): membrane
Molecular function (GO): odorant binding; G protein-coupled receptor activity; olfactory receptor activity
Source: RefSeq, a predicted model, not a curated record
UUGUACAAACAAAAUGUUAUCUCCUUCAACGCGUGUGCUGCUCAGUUAGGCUGCUUCCUGGCUUUCAUGACAGCUGAGUGCUUGCUACUGGCCUCCAUGGCCUAUGACCGAUACGUGGCCAUUUGUAACCCACUGCUGUAUAUGGUUGUAAUGUCCCAAGGAAUCUGCCUUCAGCUUGUAGCGGUCCCCUACAGCUAUAGUUUCUUGGUUGCACUAUUUCAUACCAUCCUCACCUUCCGUCUGUCUUAUUGCCAUUCCAACACCAUCAAUCAUUUCUAUUGUGAUGAUAUGCCGCUCCUCAGGCUGACUUGCUCAGACACCCGCUCCAAACAGCUGUGGAUUUUUGCCUGUGCAGGUAUCAUGUUCAUUUCCUCCCUUCUCAUUGUCUUUGUCUCCUACAUGCACAUUAUUUCUGCCAUCCUGAGGAUGCGUUCUGCAGAGGGAAGACGCAAGGCCUUCUCUACGUGUGGCUCCCACAUGCUGGCAGUCACCAUUUUCUACGGGACCCUGAUCUUUAUGUACUUGCAGCCCAGCUCAAACCACUCCCUGGACACAGACAAGAUGGCCUCCGUCUUCUACACCGUGAUCAUCCCCAUGGUGAACCCUUUGAUCUACAGCCUCCGGAACAAGGAGGUGAAGGACGCUCUGAAAAGAGUUGUCAUGAAUACAGAUCAGGCCUUUGUGUUCAUGAAAUUAAAAAAGUAA